Molecule: messenger RNA, 2096 nt
Organism: Heterocephalus glaber (naked mole-rat)
Lineage: Eukaryota; Metazoa; Chordata; Mammalia; Rodentia; Bathyergidae
Source: RefSeq, a predicted model, not a curated record
UCCUCCGCCGGCCCGCGCCGGUCCCGGCGGGCUCCAGCCCACCAUGCAGCUGCAGUUCCGGAGCUGGAUGCUGGCCGCGCUCACGCUGCUGGUGGUCUUCCUCAUCUUCGCAGACAUCUCGGAGAUCGAAGAAGAAAUCGGGAAUUCUGGAGGCAGAGGUACAAUCAGAUCAGCUGUGAACAGCUUACAUAGCAAAUCUAAUAGAGCUGAAGUGGUAAUAAAUGGCUCCUCAUUGCCAGCUGUUGUUGACAGAAGUAAUGAAAGCAUUAAGCACAACAUCCAGCCGACCUCGUCCAAAUGGAGACACAACCAGACGCUCUCUCUGAGGAUCAGGAAACAAAUCUUAAAGUUCCUGGAUGCUGAGAAGGAUAUUUCCGUCCUCAAGGGGACUCUGAAGCCUGGAGACAUAAUUCAUUACAUCUUUGACCGAGACAGCACAAUGAACGUGUCCCAGAACCUCUACGAACUCCUGCCCAGAACCUCACCCCUGAAGAACAAGCAUUUCCGGACUUGUGCCAUCGUGGGCAACUCAGGGGUCUUGCUGAACAGUGGCUGCGGGCAGGAGAUCGACAUGCACAGCUUUGUCAUAAGGUGCAACCUGGCCCCGGUGCAGGAGUACGCCCAGGAUGUGGGGCUCAAGACAGACCUGGUGACCAUGAACCCCUCCGUCAUCCAGCGUGCCUUCGAGGACCUGGUCAACGCCACGUGGCGGGAGAAGCUGCUGCAGCGGCUGCACGGCCUGAAUGGCAGCAUCCUGUGGAUCCCCGCCUUCAUGGCCCGCGGUGGCAAGCAGCGCGUGGACUGGGUCAACGAGCUCAUCCUGAAGCACCACGUCAACGUCCGCACCGCCUACCCCUCACUGCGCCUGCUGCACGCGGUCCGCGGGAGCUCCAGGGAAGAAAGACUGCAGGAGAGAUGGAUGGGCUGGCCCUGCUUUCAGCAAGGGGAGGAGGUGGGAAGAAGGGGGGCCUUGGAAUGUGUUUCCGCUAAUGUUCUUUCUCUUCAUGGGGCCACUGGGCCUUACAGCACUGUGUUCAACAGAGUAUCUGUUAAAAAUGGGGAGCAUGCAUAGUGAGAGGAAGGACUUGCUUGCUUCUGCCUUGGUGAGACCAACUUGGUGUGCCCUGCAAGGAAGGAACAGGCUGGUGAGGGAUGCAGAAGGAAGUCACAUGGGGAAAACCAAGGAAUUGUGGAGAAGGCAGAAGAGGAAGCUGGAACCUGGUCAGGGACAAUGUGGCCUUGUAUCCAAAAUAUGGACACCUCUGAAGGUUUAGAUCCCAGCUCCAUUACUUGCUUGGUUGCAUUGUGUGUCUCCCUGCCCCCAAGUUCUGCUUUCUUUGUCUUCUCCCUAACGAACCCUAUCUGUUUUAGAUCAUGUGUCUCAUGCUACCUAAGGAGUCUGAGGGAUCAGUCAGUGGUGCUACCAUGGCUGCUGCCACCAAGUACCUGGACAGCCACCAUGUGGGAAAGUGGUUAGACUUGUCCUAUAACUCACAAAGGUAACUCUAGAGCAGAAGUGGACACACAAGGAAAAAUGUACCAGACUAUAGGACUCUACAGGAGUCAGAGCGGUGGACUAAAUCACACUAGUCAUGAGUUCUUCACUUUGGAGCCUAAAUCAUGGCCUGUAGCUUGUAGACAAAUAUUGUUUCUUCAUUUAAAAAUCCAUUGCCUACGAAACCCCAUGGAUAGGGUAUGUGUGGAAGGAUAAACUUUUGCCAUAAAAUAUGCAUAAAAUUAAAUUUACCAUUUUAAUAAUUUUUUUUGAUACUGGGGAUCAAACUCGGGACCUUCCACUUGCAAAGCAGGUGGCAGAACCACUGAGCUAAAUCCCCAGCUCCACCAUUUUAAUAAUUUUAGAGGUAGAUUCCAUUUAUAAAAAUUUCAGUCUUAGAAUACAAUUGAAAGCAUUUUACAUAAAAGAUGAUCUCUGAAGGGAGUUUAAAAAAAAAACCUAGAGGCCGCCAUAGCACCACUCCCAGCACAGAGGAGGUGAGCCGUGCAGGCGCCAAGAGCACAUACCCCUCCCGUCACCCAGGUAAAAAUGAGAAGACACAUAAACAAGCCUCAAAACCAGAUUUCCAGAUCACCUACAG